AUAACUAUAUUGAUAGUAAAAUUUAAUUAAUUAAAAAAUUUUGUAUUCUUUCAUUGUAAUAAUUCAAAAUUACUUAUAACUACUAAUUAUAUAAUAGUUAUUUUAAUUAGCUUUAAAAACUAAUUUUGAAGUUUCCAUAUUAAAUGUUUACAAUUUUUUCCAUUUUUUAUUUUUCUACAGGUAUAAAAUUAGUGGUCAUAUUGAAAGAAUGAAGAUGGUUCCUAUGUAUGGCUUAGUUCUUAAUGAACAUGAAGGUGAAGUACAUGAUGCUGAAUUAGAUUAUUAUGGACAACGUCUUGCUACAUGUUCUAGUGACAAAUCAAUUAAAAUAUAUAGUAUUCAUAAUGGAAACAAAACCCUUAUAGCUGAUAUUAAAGGCCAUCAUGGACCUGUUUGGCAAAUAUCUUGGUCCCAUCCUGUAUCGGGUCAUCUUUUAGCUUCCUGUUCUUAUGAUAAACGUGUUGUGGUAUGGAAAGAAUCAAAUGAUUGGUUCAAUAUAUUUGAAUAUGCACAUGAAUCUUCAGUUAAUUCUAUUGCUUGGGCACCUCAUCAACAUGGAACUAUACUGGCUAGUGCUAGUUCAGAUGGAUCUGUUGCUGUACAUGUUUUCAACAAAGAAUGGUCUUCUAAAUCUUUUGGUGCUCAUCAUAAUGGCUGUAAUUGUGUUGCUUGGGCACCUUAUAAAGAACCUCUAUUUGGACCUGAUCAAAUGAAUUUUGGUAAAAGAUUGGUUUUAGCAUCAGGAGGAUGUGAUAAUUUAGUUAAAAUUUGGGCGGAUGAUGGUGAUCAGUGGGUACAAGUUGGUGAGAUUAACUCUCACACUGAUUGGGUACGAGACAUUGCAUGGACUUGUACUGUUGGAGAUAAUAGACAACUUAUAGCUAGUUGUUCUGAAGAUAAAACUGUAGUUGUUUCAAGCAGUGAUGAUUAUUCUAAGUGGAUGUCUACAAGAAUGAAUUUAUUUGAUAGUCGUGUUUGGACUGUAAGUUGGUCAAAAAUUGGAAAUGUUCUUGCUGUUUCUGCUGAAAGUAGUAAAGUAUCUUUAUGGAAAGAAAACAAAAAUGGGAAAUGGAUUAUGUGUAGUGAUAUUGAAGAAAGCAAAGUAAAUUAACAUGUAUUGUUACUUAAAUUUUGUAAAUCUAAUUUUAUUAUUUUCAAAUAAAUCACUUUGCGAGUUAUAUAAAAAUUUUAUCUUAUAUAUGAGACUUUCAAAUUGUAAUAAAUUAAAAAAUUCAAUAAUUUAAAUAAAGCUUCUGUAUUUUAUAUUUUAUUGAUUAAUUUUAAUUUAUGACUGUUCUAUUUAAGGAAGAGGUAAAGAAGAUCAUCUUGUACUUGCUUAGGAGCUUAUAGACAACAUUAAAACUAUUGGUAUUUUAAAACCAAUAUCAAAUUUAUAUUUAUGUACAAGGAUAUGAGAACAGCUACUAAUUAUGAAAACGCUACAUAGAUAAUCAGAUGAAACCGCCAACCACUACACCUUAUUUAGUCGAAAUAG
This is a messenger RNA of Daktulosphaira vitifoliae (grape phylloxera), 1495 nucleotides long. Its product is annotated as protein SEC13 homolog. Gene Ontology annotation, biological process: COPII-coated vesicle budding; positive regulation of TOR signaling; protein import into nucleus. Gene Ontology annotation, molecular function: structural molecule activity; protein binding. Lineage: Eukaryota; Metazoa; Arthropoda; Insecta; Hemiptera; Phylloxeridae. Gene Ontology annotation, cellular component: nuclear pore outer ring; COPII vesicle coat. The coding region runs from base 209 to 1111 and encodes 300 amino acids. The transcript is spliced from 3 exons. The record is from RefSeq and is a predicted model, not a curated record.